AUGGAGGACACAUCUUUCCAGUGGCUGCUCUGGCUGACCACCACGCUCUGCUGCAGACCCGCUCAAGCUCAUCUGACCAUGACUCCCAGCAGCUCUCAGUUCUUCAGCUGGACACCUGUCACUCUGAGCUGUGAGGAGGUCGACGACUCCCCCGGAUGGACGCUGAGGAGGAACACCACAACAGACAACCAUACUCUAUGUGGUGCAUGGGGAAAGCCUGUUGGUUCUGCCUGUAACAUCAGCUACAUCGUCCCACGGGACAGUGGAGUCUACUGGUGUGAGUCCAGAGACGGAGUGACCAGUAACCCCAUCAACAUCACCGUCACUGAGAAGGAGAGAAGAACUGGACUCAAACGUCACCGCUGUGAGCUCUGUGACAAAUCCUUCACAUCUGAAUCUUUGAAGAUUCAUCAGAGACUUCACACUGGAGAGAAACUGUACAGCUGUGACCAGUGUGGGAAAACUUUCACUACAUCUGGUGCCCUAAAAAAACACCAACGUGUUCACACUGGAGAGAAACCGCACUGGUGUGAAGAGUGUGGAAAAACUUUUGCUACAUCAGGUAACCUAAAAAUCCAUGAACGUGUUCACACUGGAGAGAAACCGUACAGGUGUGAACAGUGUGGGAAAACUUUCACUACAUCAGGUCAUCUAAAAAAGCACCAACGUGUUCACACUGGAGAGAAACCUCACAGGUGUGAACAGUGUGGAAAAACUUUUACUCAAUCAGGUAACUUAAAAAUCCACGAACGUGUUCACACUGGAGAGAAGCCUCACAGGUGUGAACAGUGUGGAAAAACAUUCGCUCAAUCAGAUCACCUAAAAAAGCACCAACGUGUUCACACUGGAGAGAAACCUCACAGGUGUGAUCAGUGUGGAAAAACUUUCACUCGAUCAGGUAACCUAAAAAGGCACCAACGUGUUCACACUGGAAAGAAACCUUACUGGUGUGAACAGUGUGGAAAAACUUUCACUACAUCAGGUCAUCUAAAAAAGCACCAACGUGUUCACACUGGAGAGAAACCUUACAGGUGUGAACAGUGUAGAAAAACUUUUGCUCAAUCAGGUAACCUAAAAAAGCACCUACGUGUUCACACGGGAGAGAAACCUUACAGGUGUGAACAGUGUGGAAAAACUUUCACUACAUCAACUGAAGCAACAAUCCACCGACGUGUUCACACUGGAGAGAAACCGUACUGGUGUGAACAGUGUGGAAAAACUUUUGCUCAAUCAGCUCACCUAAAAAAGCAUCAACGUGUUCAUAUUGGAGAGAAACCUCACGUGUGAAUAGUGUGAAAAAAUCUUCACUACAUCAGGUCACCUAAAAAUCCUUUAACAUGUUCAGACUAGAGUGAAAUCAUGCAGCUGUGGCAAAUCAUGUACCAACAGGAGAACCCUUAGACACAAAUUCAUUCACAAUGCAUCAUUUUGACAUUUUCACAGAGCUGAGCUAGCGGUUUCCUCCUGCCGUGAAUAAAACCUCCUGUUAUCUAGGGCUGCAACUAAUGUAACUAACUAAUUAUUUAUUCGAUUAGUCGACUAGUCACGAGUAUUUUUGUCACCCCCUAAACCUAACCCUAAUUAAACCAUUUAACUAAUUAAAUAUCUUUCAAAUGAAUUACUGAUCUCCAACACACAGCCUAACUAGCUAGCGUUACCCUUUUAGUGAAUGAGGUUUACUAUUCAGAAUGAACACCAGUAUCAAUGCCAGGGGGAAACCAGGGAAGAAGACAAGACAGCGUAGGCUACUCCUAUAAUUCACUGAUUUGU
Molecule: messenger RNA, 1770 nt
Organism: Micropterus salmoides (largemouth bass)
Lineage: Eukaryota; Metazoa; Chordata; Actinopteri; Centrarchiformes; Centrarchidae
Product: zinc finger protein 664-like
Exons: 4
Coding region: 1-1287 (428 amino acids)
Source: RefSeq, a predicted model, not a curated record